This is a messenger RNA of Dinoponera quadriceps, 1365 nucleotides long. RefSeq names its product mediator of RNA polymerase II transcription subunit 10 (gene MED10). NCBI's taxonomy places the organism in Eukaryota, Metazoa, Arthropoda, Insecta, Hymenoptera, Formicidae. The transcript is spliced from 4 exons. The coding region runs from base 217 to 612 and encodes 131 amino acids. Gene Ontology annotation, molecular function: transcription coregulator activity. Gene Ontology annotation, cellular component: chromatin; mediator complex. Gene Ontology annotation, biological process: positive regulation of transcription by RNA polymerase II. The record is from RefSeq and is a predicted model, not a curated record.
GAAAUCGAGGUCGUAAUACAAUUCAAAGAUACAUUUUUCUGACGGACGGGCUAUGUUCCUAAACUGUACAACGAAUUGGAUUCAACGAUAAAUUAUAUUUUCAAGUAAUACAAUUCAACGACAGAAAAUAGUCGAUCCUUUAACAAAAAAGGGCCCAGUUUUUGUGCUUGUUGCACUCUGCAUCAUCGACGCUUCAGUGAAAACAUAGAAACAAUCAUGGCAUCCCCUUUGGAGAACUUGGAAGCUCAGUUGGAACUCUUCAUCGAGAAUGUGCGGCAAAUACGUAUCAUAGUAAGCGAUUUCCAGCCUCAAGGGCAAAAUGUGCUUAAUCAGAAGAUUCAAGGGUUAGUCAGUGGCUUGCAGGAGGUUGAUAAGUUAAAAUCGCAAGUCCAGGAUGUUCAUGUACCAUUGGAAGUAUUCGAUUACAUUGACCAAGGGAGGAAUCCUCAAUUAUAUACCAAAGACUGCAUAGAGAAAGCUUUAACAAAGAACGAACAAGUAAAAGGCAAGAUCGAUGCUUACAGAAAAUUCAAAGCUAAUAUGUUGGUAGAGUUGAAUCGAGUUUUCCCGAACGAGUUAGCCAAGUACAGAGCAAUACGCGGAGAUGAAUAAAAUCAGGCAGAUUGUAAGGACCAAAGAGACGACUUUUCUCAUAUGCUGCCACAUGCAACUUAUUUGCAACUUCUGUCGUGAUUUUAUAACUCUAGUAUGAUCAUUGAUAAUUUUUUGUAUUAUUACCCAUAAAUAGUAUUAAAUGUUUUGUUCUUGUACAUACUUUUUAAGUAUAAAUAUGCUAUAUUUUCUAUAAAUUAAAUAAAUUCAUUGGAUUUUCUGGAAAGUCUGUGCAGAUUUCUCGAUAAAUAACAUUUAAAUGCAAAUUUUUAGGCUUGUGAUGCGUCAAAUGUGUAUGUUUUGAUGAGUGACAUUUCGACACACAUAUGUUACAGAUUAAAAUGAUUUUAAACUAAGAAACUUUUUUAUUUGAAUUUUGCUCGAAGAUUCGUACAGACUUUCCGGACAACACAGUACAUCGAGACACAAUGCUGCAGAAAUUUUUGCAUUCUUAUUCCUUCUUCGUACAACUGUACGUAAGUUAAGAACCGACACUUGCGCAAAUUUCGUCAUGCUGUAUUGUGUUGAAACAUCCGUAUGACAUGAAUAUAAUGCGAAUACAAAAUUGUAUUGCAGAAGUCAUGCGUAUUAAUUGAUCCGUAAAAAGAUGUGAUUAUGAUGAGCAGUUCGAAUGGUAUCGUUGAGGUGAUGAAUAAUUAAAAUUAUUUUAUGAUCUCCGAUUUUUUAUUGUUCAAGUUACUAAGUAACUUGGUUUAUUGUAAAAAAAUAUAUCGUUUUUCAAUUCGAAAAAUA